AUGGGAACAGAACAAGAGCAAGAAAAACAGGUGAAGAACCAGAAUCAGUUUUUACAUUCAUGUCCACUGCGUGUUUUUACUACGAUUCAGCAGCGUAGUGACACUCCUCUAUUGGGUCUGUUAGCUGGUCAAUUCGCUUGCGAGAGUACCACGCUCGCCUUUAGAAAUACGGAGAAUCACAGUCUUCUUUCUGACCGAGAGUGUGGACUUUGGAAUUUCGUUGUAUAUGAAGCAAAGGCUGGACAAGUACAAAGACCAAUAAAAGUUUAA
Messenger RNA from Plasmopara halstedii, 270 nucleotides. RefSeq lists its product as uncharacterized. Lineage: Eukaryota; Oomycota; Peronosporomycetes; Peronosporales; Peronosporaceae. The transcript has 3 exons. The record is from RefSeq and is a predicted model, not a curated record. Bases 1 to 270 code for a protein of 89 amino acids.